This is a messenger RNA of Capsicum annuum, 669 nucleotides long. RefSeq lists its product as uncharacterized. The coding region runs from base 1 to 669 and encodes 222 amino acids. Lineage: Eukaryota; Viridiplantae; Streptophyta; Magnoliopsida; Solanales; Solanaceae. The transcript has a single exon. The record is from RefSeq and is a predicted model, not a curated record.
AUGGCCAUGCUUAAGAAAUUGGCAAUUAAUGUGCCUUCGGUUGAGGAACUUGAGCAAAUGCUAGGUUAUGCAAAGUUCAUGAAAGACCUUAUAACCAAGAAACGGAAGGUUAUCCAUGAACCAAAGGAUAAUAUUGUCCACUGUGGCACUAUCUCUACAAUGUCUUUAGUGCAGAAAAAGGCAGAUCCGGGAGCGUUUACUAUCCCGUGUACUAUUGGACCCCCGAAGUUCACAAAAGCACUAUGCAAUCUGGGAGCCAGUAUAAAUUUAAUGCCACUGGCUGUGUAUAAGAAAUUGGUUUUUGGGGAUCCUAGCCCAACAAAUAUGCGGUUGGUAAUGGCAGAUAGAUUUGUUAAGCGGCCUGUGGGCAUACUGCAUGAUGUUUUAGUAAAGGUAGCCGAUUUUGUUCUGCCUGCUGCUUUUGUGGUCCUAGAUUGCAAAGUGGAUUUUGAAGUGCCCAUCAUCUUGGGUAGGCUAUUACUUGCAACAGGGAGAGUGCUAGUAGACAUAGAGUUGAACGAGCUAAAGUUUAGGUUCAAUGACAAUGAAGCACGCUUGAAAAUACAUUCAUCCAUGACUCAGCAACAUAAGAUGAGUUUUUUCUUAAUCGUUGACGUCUUAUAUGAUGAUGGUAAAGGAGUAUCAACAGGUUCUCUUGGUGAAGUCUGA